AAAAAUUGAGGAUUGAGAAAUUAAUAACUAGCGAAGGCUCAAUAAUAAUUCUCUUAAUGGCAGCAGCCCUCAAGAAGAAUCAUUCACGUAGACGACUUGCUGCGCUAACAUUUUUGUCAAAUAUAUCACUCGAUGGAAGUCAUCGAGACACUAAUUUAUCACUGUUACCCCACAACGGUGUUAUACACAGGCGUCUGCACAGUGAUGUGCCGAAAAAUUGUGUAACACAGUGCGAUGCUGACACAUCGGCCGAGGAAACUGUUGAUGGCCUGCCAGAUAUUUUACACAUUAGGGAAGCAGAGACCCCUGAAGUUGCACAGAAAAUUGUUGAACAUUACUCGUUUAGUUCGGAUUCCGAUGGCAUAUCGAGCAGUGGAAGAGUCAAUGUAUCAGCACUUGUGGAUAAUGAGAGAAUUCAGCCGCUUUUGGCAAGCAUUCACGGGUCGUUCAGGGAGAGGGCUGGAACAGCUGGAAGUGAUUAUUCCCUUCCUGAGAGACGAGUUGGCUCUCUCCACUACAAACGACGCAUCGUUCACCAGACGUCAACCCUCUCAGAGGACAUAAAACACCACUACAACAGCAGCAACGAGAGCAUUGGCUCGUUGCGUUCUAAAUCCCAUUCUAAAUCGAAGGUCAAAGGGUUGAAUAAUAUUCAACCUUUAUGUGGAAAUGCUGUUAUCAUACCUGAAGUAACGAGGGAAUUGCGUAUGAUGCAACGACCGAUCAAUGGCCAACGAUUUGGGGAUGAUAGACUGGUCCUGGUGUCCUCCAAACGCGUGCCAUUCCUUGUUUUUUCAGCAUUGCCCUACAACAAGAAUCAACGCACGAGCUGGUCUGACGUACGCAGGGAUACGGGACGUCGGAGAAAUACCUCAGGACCUCGUCCUCUGUCCGCAAUAAAUGAUAAUCUGGACCCAUUCGGUCUUUUGGGUAUUGAACAUGGGAAGGACGGUCAAGAGAUAUCAUACGGUCAAUUAUUGGUGCCUUCGAGGCAGUUUCAGCGCGAUAAGAGGCUGCACCUCAGUGACAGCGAGGCCAUCGAGCUCUCCCAAGUCAUGACGAAUAAACAUCAUGUAGUAUCCAGGACAAAAACAAUAACGUGGAAUCUGGAUCACACAAAGUGGUGUCUCUCCUAUGACACGGCGACUCACAGACCGACUCAUAUGCCUCCGGAAUCUCCACCGUUGUCUCUAGUGAACGAGUCGAAAGUUAUUGAGUGGGACGAGCAGACUCUCCAGUACAAUCCCAAUCUUCUGGAUGAUCCUGAAUUGAUAGCUGGAAAACACCGGACUCUAUUAACAUUCACAUCGUAUAUGGCGUCCGUUAUUGAUUACGUGCGGCCUUCGGACUUGAAGAAGGAGUUGAAUGACAAGUUUAAAGAGAAGUUCCCACACAUUCAACUGACGCUCAGCAAAUUGCGAAGUUUAAAACGGGAAAUGCGUAAAAUAGCGAAAAUGGAAUACGGCAUUGACAUUCUGACAGUCGCAAUGGCAUACGUGUACUUCGAAAAGCUGAUACUGCGAAACGUCGUGACAAAACAAACUAGGAAACUCUGCGCCGGUGCUUGUUUACUCCUGGCUGCUAAGCUCAACGACGUCAAAGGAGAUGUACUUAAGUCGCUUAUUGAGAGAACGGAAAGUGUUUUUCGUUUAAAUCGUAAGGACCUAAUCACUUCGGAAUUUGCUGUGCUAGUUGCCCUUGAAUUUGGUCUCCACUUACCCACGUGGGAGAUAUUCCCCCAUUACCAACGUCUCAUCUACGAGUCUUGACCCAUUUUCGGGAUAACGUGCGUAUUAAACUGCAGGAAAUUCUCAUUCUAAUCUUAAUCGAUGACAAGAGAUAUCGCAAGCCCAAUGUACCUUAAAAAAUCCCUUUAUUUAUCCGAGAAAUUCCCCCAACUUGAAUACUUGAAUAUUUUCGCAGUAAGAACACUUGGAUAUCAAAGACUAACAUUUAGUGACUUCUUAAACUUUUCAGAGUUUUAUAAGGCCAUUUUAUCUGUGCUAUAAAUAUCAUUGAAACGAGAGGAUGAGUCAUGUAGGUCAAGAUAAAACUAGAUUAAUCACUUUCAUAAACAAGAUGAAGUGGAAACUGUUUUUACCCUUGACUUUAUGAUUUUUCAGUUUUUACUUUUUGUAAAUAUCCGCUCAAUUUUAUCCGUUAAAAUUUUCAUGGUUUCGUAGAUAAAUACAUCAGUAAUUUAAGGUUAUUUUAAUUUAAAAGGCUCAUGGUACUUGAUUUUAAAAACUAUUACGUCAUAGUCUAAGUCCCAUAGAGGCAUAUAUUUUUUGUAUAUAUACUGUUGCCAGAUGUACAUUAAUCCACGCAAAAGGGUAAUUAUGCAUGAAGGUAUGGAGUUACGAGUGAUUAUGAACUUGAUACAUUUAUUUAAUCAUUAUCAUGUGAUCAAAAUUUUACUUGAAUUAAACGUUUUUAUGCUUUAUUUUAGUCGUCAAGAAUUCUUCAUUUAAUCAAAAAAAUAAUACUUGAUAUUAUAUUUUCAUCAUCAUUAGUUGAAAAUAGUUGUACUCCUAAUGAUUUCAGCCUCAAUUACGUGAUUGUAAAUCGUUUCGGGAUAAACAAUUGCGGUUUACCGAUGCUAGUCUGUUAAUGCCGUUUAUUAAAUUAUUUGAUUAUUAUCUAUAUAGUCUAUGAAUGAAAUAUACAUGUUACAGAAGAAUUAUUAUGUAGUACUUAACCGAAUGUACAUGGAAUAUUAAUACUCGUAUAUGCCAUAUAAAUGCUAAACGAAUCGUUUAGAUUCGAAGGAAAA
Molecule: messenger RNA, 2773 nt
Organism: Fopius arisanus
Lineage: Eukaryota; Metazoa; Arthropoda; Insecta; Hymenoptera; Braconidae
Product: CDK5 and ABL1 enzyme substrate 2
Exons: 9
Coding region: 57-1769 (570 amino acids)
Biological process (GO): regulation of cell cycle
Source: RefSeq, a predicted model, not a curated record